AUGGAAGUGUCGAACUCAGAGCUUGCACAUCAGAUUCGUCGGCUCGACGCUGUGGAUGGUAAGUGGCUUCGCCUUUUGGAUGACGCUGUCGCCGAAAUUGUGGAUGAGUAUGCCCUCGACAAGGCGAGACAUGCCAGACGUCGGGGCGCCUAUACCAUUGUUCACAACGGUGGGCGGCUGUUGCAUUUUGACAACCACUUAACAACGGGUGGAAUUGCAUGCGCCAUGUCCCAUCGACUGGCCCUGCAAGCUGUCGUUGCACAUCCAACUGCCAAGUGGGGCAUCAUCUUAGAGGACGACAUUGCUGCAAUGGUUCCCCGCGUGGAAGAAGUCGUUUCCAAGGCUGUCGCCAGCCUGCCUGAGGAUUGGGAUGCAUUGUUUCUGGGAUACCAUGAUGAUGCUGGGAGGGCCCAUCCCUCUGCCUAUGAGGCAGCGGUGGAAGAUGUAGUGGAGGCUCGGGAAUUGCAAUGUAGCUGUGCGGCCGCUGCGGGAGCCUUGCUUUGGCUUGUUUGCGUGGGCUGUGCGCCGAGAAGCGGCCGAGGCGCUCUUGGCCGAAGCGUUUCCUAUUGGGGGACAGGCUGGGCAGCUUUGAGUGAGGGGUGGAUCAUGCGCUAUCAUCUUGGUUGCUGCGCGAGCGUGGCCGUUGCUUUCAAGUCGAGCCAGGAGUCGAGGGUAGAAAACUGGGUGCAGAAGCUCCACAGUGUUCGUAAAGAUGCCGGAAGCAUGGUUUGCUUCAGCCCGAAGAGCGAGGAAGCAGAGGAUUCCGACAUCCAAACCAUGGCCACGGUGGACGACUUCAUGGGCAAGUUUCAGUCUUGGCAAGCCUACUACGAACACGUGUGGGGCCUUGAUGGCAUGAUGGAUGAGUAUCUGCUGGGAGACGCCGGGGACUUUGGAGACAUGGGGGAGUACCAGGAAGCAGGGGACUGGGACAUGGAUGAUUUUCUUACGCCAUUUGGCGGAGGAGCAGCGUCACCUCCUUGUGAUGCGCCGCCUCCUGAGUGCCAUCCAGGAGAUUAUCCGGACCCUUGA
Molecule: messenger RNA, 1032 nt
Organism: Symbiodinium pilosum
Lineage: Eukaryota; Dinophyceae; Suessiales; Symbiodiniaceae
Source: the annotation of a GenBank genome assembly